AUGAAGACAACAGGGAGCAUUGCCCUUCUUGGGCUUAUGCUUCUCAGCUGCCUUUCUGAAAUGAUAAGUCUUUUUUAACAGGCUUCCUGCACCAAAUACCCGUUGACUGGAGGGUUACUUAUUGCCUGUCCCCGCAACUACGAACCUGUCUGUGGAACUGAUGGAGUGACCUAUCCCAACGAGUGCUCCCUCUGCAAAGAGCUGUUCCGUAACCGCGCCAUUGACAAGAAGCACGAUGGAAGAUGUGUGAAGAUCGACUGUACUGGCCAUCUGAAAGCAAGCAGUGGCCGCGCGGUUGCCUGCACCAUGGAGUACAUGCCCAUCUGCGGCACCAAUGGGAUUACCUACUCAAACAAAUGUACCUUCUGCAAUGCUGUGGCGAAUGGUCUUGACUUAAACGUGCGCCAUCAUGGAGAAUGCAAAACUUCCACUGAGGAGAUUGACUGCAGCGAAUACCGGGGUAGAAGCGUCAUCUGCCCUGCUGACUACAACCCUCUCUGUGGCUCCGAUGGCAGAACCUACUCAAACAAGUGCCAGUUCUGCAAUGCAUUCACGAGGAGCAGAGGAACUCUGCGGCUCCAACACCGUGGCCAGUGCUGA
Molecule: messenger RNA, 600 nt
Organism: Merops nubicus (carmine bee-eater)
Lineage: Eukaryota; Metazoa; Chordata; Aves; Coraciiformes; Meropidae
Gene: SPINK9
Product: serine peptidase inhibitor, Kazal type 9
Exons: 7
Molecular function (GO): protein binding; serine-type endopeptidase inhibitor activity
Source: RefSeq, a predicted model, not a curated record